CAAUUUAUUUGAGUCUUUUUAUUCGAGGAACACAAUCGUAAGUUAUUUAAGAUAUAGCUAGUUAUCUUAUCUAGCUUCUGUCUCACUCACUUUUUUGUAUGGAGAUUUUUUUUCUUAACUCAAAUUGUCCAUAUUUCAAAUAUUUUCUUUCAUACAAACCUGAAGAACCUGAACCUGGUCUGAAGUAAUGUUGUAAACAGACCACUUCAGAAUGACUGCAAAUAUUAUAUUCGACAAUUGACUUAUAUAUAAUAAAUACUAUUGUGAGAGUAAUAUAUGCACUUGGUUUACUAAACAUGAUUAUGUGUUAUUUGAUGUUUAUAAUAUGUGAAGGUCGCCUGGCAGGAUAUAUUGCUAGUAAUGGGGGCGAUAGUCUCCAUUUCUAACAAUCCCUUCUCCCCGACUGUACGUUACGUUGCCGCCUCGUUCAUCAUGCACACGAAAUACUGCUAAUGCAACAAUAAACUCAACACAAAAAGUGUUCACACCACACAUUAGAAUGGAUCCAUCAUGCUCACAAUCUGGGUGUGACAUAUAUGAGGGGACAGAUGAAGUCCCCUACGAAAGCAAUGCAGAGAAUAAGACUGAUAGUGAAUCAAAUAUGGUAGAUAAUAAAUCAAACACUCAAAAUACAAGCCAACAAAUCGAAGAGCUAGAACGGCAAGACUUCGAGGAGGAGAAUCGGAUAAUUAAGCAUUGUUCGGGUAUGCUUGUCGAUGGGAAAAUCACUGCCACAUCACACUACUCCGGUAAUCUGUCAAGUGCCAGCUCAAGUCUUGCAUCCAGCCUCGCUUCUAGCUCGGAAACAAUUUCGCAUUUAACAAAUGAUUACAGCUUACCGGGUUGUAGUAAGUCCCUGUGCAGUGAUAGCAACACAACUAUAAAGAACAUGAUACGCUCCCGUAAAAACUUCAACGGCGAGGAAACCAAAAAAUAUGAAACGUACAAACCUGAUUUUAUGCAAAAACUCCUUAGUAGUAAUACUCAAGAGAAGAAAGAUUUCCCAAAAGGCAAGAUGUAUAAAGCUGAUACAUUGACCUGUGAAGAAACUGAAGGAUGCGAUGUUGAUGGUAGAGGGGGACCGUCGGGGCGAACUAGUUCAAACGCUUCGAGUAUUGGCAGUUCCGGUUCGGAUAAUUCGAAGGAUUUCAGUGUGCCGUCUACGUCUAACGCUGAGAAGCUGCUUGGUUUGGAUGACAGCAGAAGAAAUGAGCCGAGCAAUUCUCAGUCCACGAAUUACAUGAGUCCGUACUGUGACGGCGACGAGGAUUCCGACGACGACGUCAACGAAGAAGCGUGGUGUACGUGCUUAUCGUCGCACGAGGAUGACGAUGAUGAGGAUGAACAGGACCCAGAACCCGAAAGAUUUUGGAGGAAGAGGCGUUAUGAACCACCUGUACCGCCGCCGCAAUCCGCCAAGAAGUUUUGCCAGGAAGGUGCCAUCUCCAACGGCGCUGGGCCCCACUCCUCGGACCCCAACUGGCACAACAACUUGGCCAUCCAAACCUUAUCCACCUCCAAUGUCCAGGGUCCCCCGGAUAUCAAGCAAUGGCUCAACAAGUUUCAGUCGUGGUCGAACAAUGAGAAGAUCCAAGCUAUCGAUGCAUUGAUCAGCCGCUGCGCGAACAGCCACGUCCGGUACAUGAUGAAGGCGAUCGAGCCUCUGUUCCAACGGGACUUCAUCUCCCUAUUACCGAAGGAGUUGGCACUCACUGUUCUGGGUUAUCUGCAGCCGAAGGACUUGUUGAGGGCCGCGCAGACCUGCCAGUAUUGGAGGUUUCUCGCUGAUGAUAAUCUUUUAUGGAAAGAGCAAUGUCGUCGCAUCGGGAUCACUACACUUAAGAAAAUGCCACGGUCAAUUCCGCGAUUCACCAGCCCCUGGAAAGCGGCUUAUAUGCGCCAGUAUCUCAUCGAGAACAACUGGCUGUAUAAGCCGGUCAACAACCCCAUCGUCAUGCGUGGCCAUGACGAUCACGUGAUCACCUGCUUGCAGUUUUAUGGGAACCGUAUUUUGAGUGGUAGUGAUGAUACAACAUUGAAAGUGUGGUCGGCAGUCACCGGCAAAUGCCUUCGAACUUUGGUGGGACAUUCUGGCGGGGUCUGGUCUUCUCAAAUGGUCGGAGAUUUAGUUAUCAGCGGUUCGACCGAUAGAACUCUCAGGGUGUGGAAUGCGAAAAGUGGGCAGUGCCUAAAAGUUCUCGCCGGCCACACCUCCACAGUUCGAUGCAUGCACCUUCACCAGGACAGGGUCGUAUCUGGAUCCCGCGACGCGACUCUCCGCGUAUGGUCUAUAUCCGAAGGGCGAUGCAUCCGCGUGUUAGUGGGCCAUCUGGCCGCCGUCCGCUGCGUGCAAUACGACGGAAAGGUCGUCGUGUCUGGCGCGUACGACUAUUUCGUCAAAGUCUGGAACCCGGAAACUGGCGAGUGUCUUCACACGCUGGCCGGGCACACCAACAGGGUGUACAGCUUGCAGUUCGACGGAGUACACGUGGUGAGCGGUUCCCUUGACACGUCGAUCCGUGUUUGGGACGUUGAAUCUGGCCAAUUGAAGCACACACUCACUGGUCACCAAUCGCUGACCUCGGGGAUGGAGCUCCAUUCCAACAUACUGGUUUCUGGGAAUGCUGAUUCAACAGUAAAAGUAUGGGACAUUACCACAGGGCACUGCUUGCAUACACUAUCCGGUCCAAACAAACACCAGUCCGCGGUAACUUGCUUGCAAUCCAGCAACCGUUUUGUGAUAACUUCAUCUGACGACGGAACUGUAAAACUAUGGGACCUUCGUACCGGUGAGUUUAUCCGCAACCUUGUAGAGCUGACAUCAGGUGGAUCCGGCGGCGUGGUUUGGCGGAUUCGGGCAUCCGCCACCAAGCUGAUCUGCGCUGUCGGCUCGCGCAACGGCACCGAGGAGACCAAACUCCUAGUCCUCGACUUUGAUGUGCCUGGUGCAUGCCGAAAAUGCGACGAAUAGCAUCGACUCAAUCGACGCCUGUUGCGUCGCUACGCUAACUUGUACGCGCCGUGGCAUUGCUAAGCACAGUCAAUCGAGGAUCGGGAUCGACAAUCUAGAAUCGAUUGAUUAUAACAACGCCCCCACUGGUGGAGCUCUCACUAUUGUACACACACCGUUGCUCCAUUGCUGUCAACCGUGACGAAACUAAUUUAAAUUUUAUAUAUAUAUUAACGCAUUUAUCAUCCGAUUGCAAAAGAAAUAAUAUCCGACUCUCGCAGCUCCACCAUUUGAGGCCCGUUUACGGUACGCGCGCAAGUGUAUGCGACCGCAAGUGUAUGCGACUACUUUAUACCCACCGGACUACGGUAAAAGGGAAUGUGCACAUGGACCCAGAACAAUACGUGUAAAUCUCAACAUACAACAGUUAGCAUUCAAUUCAGUUACAGUAUAAGUCUAGAUAAAAAUGGUGGCUACUAAACCAUCUCCCAUUGCCAAAUUGUAACAACUUAUAUAUUCCAUUAUCCCAAAGAAUUAAUGAAAAGAAAAUUGGUUUUUUAGAUCUAAGUUAUUUCUAGGCGCCCCGGCAAUUUGUGUUGUUUCGAAUAUGUAUAUGUACAUUUUUUUUUUUUUAUUUUAAAUUGUGUAUUUCAAGUUCGUUUUUUGCGACGUUUUAUCAUUUAUUGUAAUGUUAAUUAUAUUAUUUAAAUAAGUUAUUUUAAUUGAACUUAUUGAUUGAUUUUAUUUUUACCAAACAAUAUAUUUAUAUCUUUACAGUAUAUUUUAUUUCUUGAUCGAUUCAUGUUUUAAUUAUUUGACCUUGUCUUGAUGAUGCACUUGUUGUCAUUACCAGUUAUAUGUGUUUUUAUAUACAAUACUGUCCACAAAAUAAAUAUUUGUAAUUGUCAUCUAACUAUAUUAAAUUCAUAUAAAGAUAUACAUAUUAAACUAUAUCAUGAGCAAUAAUACGGUUUGUUACCAAUGUGACUUUGAUGGCAUUAAAAUGUAACUUUUAAAAUUAUCUAUGAUUAACUAUAUCUUAUGCAAACUUAGCACUAUAAUCUUUUCUUUAGUCUUGAUAUUGGUAAAUCCAGCAUUACUUACUUACACUCCUAAUAGUAAUUGAUCAUUACCGUCAAUGAUUUAUUUAGAUCUAAAUUUCCCUUCAUGUUUCAUUUUCAAAACAGUUUUGCUUUCAAGAAAAAAGCCUUGAAACAAAAACUGUUUUGAAAAUUGAAUACGUACUUCUUUUAGUUUCACUUCUGGUCUUUUGUAAUAAAGUGCCAACAAAACUCACGUUGAUAACAAUAUUAUUUCACCAUACGUCAAUAGUUUUUAGUGAUCAUAUUUAAAAUUGCUAAUACACCCAAUUCUACCGCUAACAUUAACUAACCUGCAGUUUGAAAUACUAUAAAAAUUAUUAAAUGUAUUCAUACACACAUACAUAGAUAGAUGUACCUAUCUCCCAUCCGCAUGGGCAGAAACUGAAUAAGUAUUUAAAAAAUGUAAUUCAAUAUAUAUAUAUAUCUGAUGUUUAUUGUGGUCUCCUGAAUACAUAUUCUUGUAUAUAACUUAUCGAAUCCUAAGUAAAUAUUGAAGUAAUAUCACAUAUAUUUAAACAGUCUAAAAUGGCAACUUUUUCGACGUAAAUGGUAUCCCAAUAUAAUUCAAAAAUAAAUUAUUUUUAUUGAUUAUUAAAUAAUAAAUUAUUCUACUAAACAAAAUAAUUAAUCUAUAUUGGCAACACUCGCUGUGUAGGUGCGGCUAUGAAAGAGUCAGCCCAUCCUGUCUCGUAGGUGUCGUAAGAGACGAUUAAGGGAACUUAAUAGUCGAAGGACCUAGUAAUAAACAGUAUACCUAGUAAUGUUUACUUUGUUUUGACAGCAUUCCUAGAAAAAGUCGUAUGUAUAUAAUUUUAAUAUGAAUUAAUUUGGAUCCUAUUACAAAAGACCGAAGGUACCAUUUUAGACUUUGUUGUUCAGCGAGUCGACUAUUUGUAAGCAUUUAUACACCAGUCUACAUAUUUAACUCACAAGAUUUAUUAAGUAUAGGAGCCCAAUAGCCGACAUAGUAUUAAGUCCAUAAUGUAACAUUGAAAAUUAUAACCUGUAAUGAUAAAAGGACAAGUUAUUUAAUAUAAACAAACUCCAUGUCAUACAGCAAAUUUUAAAACUUAAAUUAUACAUAAAGGUAAUUAAAUUACAAGAUUUUAUUUUAUAGUCUAUAAGAUGCAACUUCGAACACCAUAUAAUAUAGAUUUUAUUUAAUUUAAUUUAUUUAUUGAUAUAAUUUACAAAUAUUACUAUACUAUUUCUUUGUACACUCGAUAGAAAAAUUCUCUUCUAUGUUCAUUUUACUUAGUGACUGCUUGUCAUUUAAUCUAAUUUAUUUCUAUAAUUUCCAAUUUAUUUUCCAUUUUAAAUCUUUCCAUUGAUGUAUUUACAAUUUUAUAUUACACACGUGAAAUAUGUCAUACGUCAUUAUACGAAUUAGAGACGGUUCCUUUCUGUACAGAAUAAUAAAAGAAACGAAAGAUUAGAACGUCUCACUCCUUUUAUUAUAGUGCUUUUAAUUAUUUAUUUAUUUUUUCUUUCAACUGCCUUCCUGUUUAUUUGAGACGAUAACUCAAAAUAUCUAAAUAAUUUUUCUUUUGGUUUUUAUUGGUCUCAUUAGGACUCAUAAAUUUUUCUUAAAUAUCAUCUGAAUUUAUGGUUUCAUUCUUUUUUUUUAUUACGCUGUCAUUCCAUUUAGACAUUACGUGUCAGGCGUAUUUAUAAAAAAAAAAUCUUUUUAUAAAUAUGUUAGACGUUUUGUAUCGGUUUCGGUAUUUUAAAUAAUAUUUAAAGUUAAUAUAAUAAAUUUCAUUUUAUUUUUCACUUUUCUAGUAUCUACAAUGUCUACUAAUGUACGAUUAUACGUCGAAAUAUUAACGAUCUUUUUAAAAAUUCAGUGUUUAAGAUAUUGUGGUUGCAUCUCGCUUCGAAUGCCAUCUAUCGUGACUGUCCUUGUAGUUUUAUUUUACUAUCAAAUUUACUAUUUUUUCUAUAUUAUUGCAAUCAAUUAUACAUACGCCUAUUUUACAAAAUGGCGAACUAUACUUUUUUAUAUAUACUACAUUUAAAUUCGUUAAUUGAAAGAGGUAAAUGGAAUUAUUUGUCUAUUAAUAUUUGUCUAUUGUUUAUUCGUGUCUUGAUGUAUUAUUUGCUAAGUUAAAAAAAAUAUGUCAAAAGAACAAUUUAUUAUUAUGUAGACGUAAUAGUUUUGUGUGUUUGUACCUAAAGUUGGUGCCAUGGUGCCGUGCACUCACGAAGAAUUAUCUUCAUUAAUUUAAGUUAUACACAACGCGACCGAUAUAAGAAUAGGAGUGACUGCCAAUUGUCAUUUGGCAAAUAAGAUUUGCAAGGAAUUGUUUAAAAUUACACAUUUCAUCCUGAGAUAGACUGCUAAAAGAAUAAAAAAAAAAACAGCAGUUCAAGAAAGCUGAAAGCAUCGAUAUAGUUCAUUGAUAAACUAUGGCAACGCGUGAGUAGUACUAUGGACAUUACAUUACUCUGUGAAGUUCAUGGUCCCAUUACUGUCAGCUUGUUUGUCAUUCUAAGUUGCAUAAAAUAUCUCAGAGAACCCGUACUCUACAGUGGGACAUUGUUACGUAUUUCAAUAGCCGAUAUGUGACAGUAUGGCAGAUUUACGCUCCUGUUCUUAUUUCUUCCGCACUGUAACGUAUACCACGCGAGGCUCCUCGUAUAAAGUCGAAUACAAACACAUUUCUAUUUUAAUUUUAAUCGUUAUGUUCCUUAAUUUGUUAAGUUAUUUUAAAAUCUCUUUAUUAAGCAUAUCUCGGUUUUGUUCGCUCGUCUUUAUUGGUAAACUCUAGACAUUUAUUAUUAAUUUCCUUUUAAAAAUAAAAAAUAAUUCCAAAAAUUAAAUGUAUUCCAAAAAUUUUUUUCAUACUAUUAACAGUAAAUUCGUUGUAACAUAAGUCAAUAUUGUUUACUAAAAAGGACGGGUAAAGAGAAACAAACUUUCAUAUUAUAAAUGGCCAGCAGUUUAUCAUAUAACUUCAUAGUCAGUUAAGAUAAUAACAUAAUAUGUCUAAUUACGAACCAUAUAUCAGAUUGUUAUAGUACCGAAUUAAAGUUAAACAUUUAAAAUUCAUGUACACCAUGAAUCAAGAAAUUAUAUAGUACGCGGCUUUGUUUUGACCACAUUUCACCAAUGGCGGGAAAUUAAAAGAAAAAAAUUUAAAGCCUGUUCAGACGAUGCCCAUUUUGUCAGUUAAUAAAUUUCCCUGUAAGCUGUGUACUUGCACACGGCAUGUGCAUGCAAUAUUAGGGUUAUUGUAAUCAGACUAAUAUUUUACGCCGAGAAUUAUCGCUCCUGGGACGACGAGGCAAUCGAUUAGAAAUAUUGCCCACGAUCAGAAUGUGCUCAUUAGAGCGACCAUUGUGUGCGCGGACCAAGUGCUCUGUCCGCGAAGGCGAGUUAACAGUUGUGACCACAGACUUGCAUAAAACUCUUGAGUGCGUAAAAUCGUCUCUCACGGCCCACCAUCAAGCCGCUGCUAUAGCUGUUUGAACAUUCGUUGUGUAUAUAUAUACAUAUUAUUAUAUAUAUAUAAAAUAUCAUUGAAGAGCGUCGUACGCCUAUCUUCAUGAUGGCUGUAAUAAAUAAUUAAACAAAGACUGAAGCAUAGGAAUAGUGUAAUAUUUAAAGUAUUAACUGUAGUUACUUGUGUACUGCUAUGAUCAGUCUCAGCGAUGCCUUUGUUCAUAAUUCUCUUUAUUUUGUUCAAACACUUCCGUUUUGUUUUGUGUGUUCAGGCCCUUACACGGGCAAUUUUUGGACCAACUGUAGGGUUGUCAACUGUGAAAUGUGUCCAAACGUUGAAAGCAAUAUAGAAGAGAUUGAUAAUGUAAUUAAAACAUAUUAGCAAUAAGUAACGUUUGAUAUGCCAUUUGCUUUUAGUUUUCAUUGACUGCCAUUCCUGGCAACAGAUGCGGGUGGUAAUGAAUAAAAUUGUAAAUCGCUCGGCAAUAAUCUCUAGGUACAAUUGAUUCGUUACCGUUGCAGCUGUCUAGUGGUGUCACACCGCCCAUUGCCUGGAAUUGCGCAAUUUAAAUUGCCCGUGUAGGCACCUCUGGGAGAGCGGGGCGGACUACCGCCUCUUUUAAUUUAGUUACAUUAGUUUUAGUGUAUUAUAUUUUAAGGUCUCUAUGCCAAACAUUGAGGUUCGCCGCCGUACUGAUUGCGGUUUGUAUGGGCUACUGCCCAUAUUCGUAUACAAUGUUGAUCACGUACAGUUCAAUUUUUGUGUUGUUUCACUUAUCUUCUUUUAAUUUUUAACCAUGUAUAAUUAUACGUAUUACAGUUUGAUUCUCAAUAUAUUUUCAAAUAAAAUUACUAUAUGUUUUUAAGUAUGCUUAAGUUUUAAUUUUUCCUUUAUACAAGAAUGAUAUAAUCAAUUCACAUAACUUAUUCGUAUCAUAAACAUAUUUUGGCUGUCAUUGCUAGUCUUUAUCUAAAUUUUUAGAAAGUUACACAACACUGGCAGCCAAAAUAUGUUUAGUGGUGGUUUUAACUUUUAUUUUUCUUAUGAAUUUUGAUUAAUUAGUAAAUUAACAUUUUAUACGGUUUCGCUCGCGCGAACACAUUAUUUCUUGUUCCCAUGGAGUUUCCGUGAUUUAGAUUAAGAAUGGUUUUUAGAUACAGCUUAAAUAAUAGUACUAUAACAAAGACAAGAAAGAGGGCAUUACACCUAUAUAUCUGUGGAGAUAUAUAUAAGGUCGCUUAAAAAUCAUGCGCAAACAAUUUUGCAACCUACGCGCUGUGCGGAGUGGUGAUAUUACAAUGGCUAUUAUUGAGCAGUGUUUUGCAAUAAGGUUAUGGGCUCAAUAAAACUGAGAUGUGAAUUAGGCGUGCCUUUAUAUCCUACUGGGACAAAAAAAAAAAAAAAAACUCGUAAAGUAAUCAUUUUUUGUAGACUUGUCAAUCACGGAUAAUCUGAUGUUUAAAUUAUUGUUAAUUUUUUUUUAAUUUGUCUAUAGUGCUAAAUAAGGCAUAUAAAUAUGCAAAUAAAAUUAAGCAUUGUACUCAAACCGCAUUUGAUAUGUCGUCGCGUUACACUGGCGUGACUAGUUGGACACUUCUGAGGGAUAUGUCAAACAUCUAACUUUAGGCGUUGCGCAAACGCAGGCACACUAAACAUUACAGUGUCUUAUAUUGAGAACAAGCAACCGGCAACCACUAAUAAAUAUAUGACUUCCGACUGAUUCCACUCGAAACUAGAUUGUUGGCAGUUUGAAGCUAAUAACUGGCAAUUACAUGUUGCCUAAAAAAUAACUGUGUUGUAAUUCCAUAAUGGAAUUUUAUUGUACUAAUUGUAAAGUUGUCUGUUGAUCCACAAGCAAUAUUAUUUUGUAAAAUUUAGUCGAUAGCAAAAACUGUGUACACGUUUGCGCAUCGCCUAAUUUUAUACAACAUUAUUAUUUGCCAACUAAAAUGUAAGCCGUGUAACCAAUUAUCUCAUUAAUAAAUUGUAGUACCUAUGUAAUUCCAUCAAUACGGUGACUUCGCUCACUAGCGCCACGAGGGUUUCUCGUUUGCAAAAUGGCGGACGUUUUAUCAAUUUUAUUUUUAUUUCCAUUAAUUUUUAGUGGGUUUUAAAGUUAAGCAAAUUAUUGAUUUUAUUUUUUAUCAUCCUGGAUUGUGUUUUAGUAAUUGUCCGCGUGGCGGCAGUAUGCGAAGGGCCCUAGUUAUAGAGACAUGUUUGGCUGAUUGAUGAAUUAAAUCAGAUUGUUUCAAUCAUGCGAUUGGGUUUUCUUUCAACAUGGCCGCCGUGCACGAACAUGUAAAUAACAUUUAAUAACACCAGGACGACAGAUUGUUACAUCAUUCUGUUCUGUUUAAUUUGCUUUUAAUUAUUGUACGAUUAGUUAUUAUUAGUAAAUAAAUUCAAUUGUUUUCA
This is a messenger RNA of Galleria mellonella (greater wax moth), 9914 nucleotides long. RefSeq names its product F-box/WD repeat-containing protein 7 (gene ago). Gene Ontology annotation, biological process: ubiquitin recycling; proteasome-mediated ubiquitin-dependent protein catabolic process. The transcript has 12 exons. The record is from RefSeq and is a predicted model, not a curated record. Gene Ontology annotation, cellular component: nucleus; cytoplasm. The coding region runs from base 500 to 2971 and encodes 823 amino acids. Lineage: Eukaryota; Metazoa; Arthropoda; Insecta; Lepidoptera; Pyralidae. Gene Ontology annotation, molecular function: ubiquitin binding.